UUUGCUUGCAGGAGGAGGAGGGAACCGACGUACUGCCAACGUGAAGGCGCACGGCUUCGCCAACCUCUUCAUUCUGGAUAAGAAGGACCUGGCAGAGAUCUUGGUGCACUACCCAGAGUCCCAGAAACUGCUCCGCAAGAAGGCCAAGACGAUGCUGACAAAGGAUAAGAAGCCAGACGUGAAGGAUGAAGGUAAAGCGGCGGCGCCGGUCAUCCCACCCAGACCGGACACCCCCAAAAUGUUCAAGGCGGCUCUGAAGGUGACGGAGAUGGCGGGGAUGGAAGGAACCUUCACCAAACUGGCGAAAAGCUACAAACCCUUUGAAGGCACAGCAGAGGCUCCCACCUCCACCUCUCCGGUCCCCCCUCCCUCUCCGGUACACCGUCGCUCCCCGAUCCCUCGCGCUCGGGUCCAGGACGACGACGACGACACAGUGUCGGAGUCCGUCGACACCACGGUGGUCAUCAGGAUGACGCCGCGACUUGAAGGAGAGGAGGUGCUCACUGUGGAGGUGACGCCUGGGGAGGGAGAGGAGGACGAGACGAAGACCGGGGAGGAGUGAUGUGACAGGAAGCUGCCUCCCUCACAGGACAGAUUCUGCUUCCCAGAAUGCCUUUCAGCAACCUCCUAAUAAGAGAUGGUGGAGGUGGAGAGAGAGAACGACUCGUCUCUGUCCUGGUGUACACAAGCGGUUCUCUUCUUCUGUGGUGGAUUUUCUCCCAGUUGUCUUCCUCCUGUUUUUGAACACAUUUUGAAUUUGUGCAGAAAAAAAACAGACCGAAAACACGAAUCAGAUAAAAAAGCUGAAAUCUCUCCAAAAUACAUAUUUUCUCUUCAUCUGUGGGAGCUUCUCGUUUGCUUUUCAGGUUUCCCUCAACUGCAUCUUUUCUCACGUUAGUUCCUCCCGCUGAAGCCGCGAGGAGAGACGCAGGAGAGCUUAGUCUGUGUUGUUCCCUUAGAACCUGUAUUCUGUGAUACACCGUCCAAAUAAUAAUAUUAUUAUUAUAAGGGCACAUGGUUACUACUUCCUCUGCUGUUAUUUUUUGUUUUAAAACAGAACAAGUCAGGAGAGCAACAAACAUGUGGUCAAAUUAAAUGCACACUUUACUUAUUCCACCAUGAACAUAUACGAACAAAACAAAACAAAACCACAGAAACUCACAGUACCGGCUGCUGCACACGAGAGGAUUUUCAAAUCUGUUUUAAUCUUAAGAACAAACACACCAGACACUUCAGUCCAGUCUCAGGACCGCACAUUCUGCAUUUACACUAAACGGUUUCAGAGCGGCGGUUCCGGGACUUGGGAUCUCACAGAAUCUCACGUGAUCAAACGUGACUUCACACAGAAACACAGAAGAUGGCGUCAGCUGGUCGACCUUGUGUGUGAAUCAAACUGUGGAAGAACUCGAGGCUGAGAAGAGGGAAUCAGCGGGUUUAUACGUUUUAUAGAGCAGAUCGACAACACGCUGGGGACGCUUCCUCAGCUCGCUCUCAUUGGCUGUUACAGGUGUCUCAUCAGAGGCUCCCAGAUUUUAAGAUAAUUAAAUAUUAAAGAUGGCGGCGUGGUUUAGCUCAUCUGGUAGACAAGGCUGAGUCCUGCAGCUGCACGGGUUCAUCUCUUUGCCUCUCUCUCCCUCGUUUCCUGCUUCUACACACUUUCCAUCUCUCCAAUAGGUAAAAUAAAUAAAUAUCAAAGACAUUUGAAAUCAGGGAGCGUCCGAUCCAGUCGACGACCUUCAGAUUAUUUGUUUAAACCCCUCACGCUAGAGGCUCAUUUGUUUCAGGCCGCUCAGAACAAAAAUACGUGCUUAGGCGUGACCACCACUCUUGUUCCUUGUGAUGCAGCGGAUAGAAAUUGAUCGUAGCGCCUUGCUAACGUAGGUGGAUGUACAGCAAGCCGAACAUGCAGAACUGAAAGCAGCAACGUGAAUCUCUGAGCAGACGAGGAGCUAAACACCAAAAAAACACAUCGUUUUGGAUCCGUUUAAAAGCAGAUAAAUGUCUGAACACAUGAACACAUUCAAUAAGUGCCGGGGUGUUUUUGGCACACUGCAGAACAUGAGCCAUCAUAUUUACUACGUAUUUCAGCGACAUGCAGUUUUUUAUCAUCUUACAUUGUGUUUCAUGUGAUUUAUCUGAUCUAAUGUCUUUUUACAGAACAUAUUUAAAUGGUAUAUACAGCAUGUAUUAAGAUGUAUGAUCUUUAAAUUAACUGUUGGAUAAUCAUCCAUAAUGGAAGUCCACUUGGCUGCUCAGACGCUGAAUGAGUUUUUUUUUUUUUUUAUGAAUUUGUUAUUUAUAUCUGAAUGUAUUGAUAUUUGGUUUUUAAAUUCAUAAUUUUUAUGAACCAGUUUCUAAAGAGAAUGUCUCAAAAUGUGUAAAAAAUAAUAGUAGCCUAAAUUAAUUUAUAUAAUUAUAGCUCAAAUCACAUGUGACUGAAUGUAAAUGACAAUGAUAAUUAAAAUGUGUUUAUUGCUGAAAGACAACGGGCUGUUUAAGCUAGCUUUCCCUCAUUCAGGUGGUGUCUGGAGUUUUUGGGUUCAUUACGAAUAAAGGGACGUUGGCUGAACUGUUUGGUGAAUAAAGGGUGUUGUACUGGAAAA
Messenger RNA from Micropterus salmoides (largemouth bass), 2603 nucleotides. RefSeq names its product cyclic nucleotide-gated cation channel beta-1-like. Gene Ontology annotation, cellular component: photoreceptor outer segment; plasma membrane; intracellular cyclic nucleotide activated cation channel complex. Gene Ontology annotation, biological process: monoatomic cation transmembrane transport; retina homeostasis. The record is from RefSeq and is a predicted model, not a curated record. Gene Ontology annotation, molecular function: protein-containing complex binding; cGMP binding; intracellularly cGMP-activated cation channel activity. Lineage: Eukaryota; Metazoa; Chordata; Actinopteri; Centrarchiformes; Centrarchidae.